AUGCCCUUGGGACACUCGGCUGUGAGCACCCGCUCAGAGGAAAGCGACGCCUGCCUGGAAGGAAUGGUGGACUGGGAGCUAAGCCGCCUGCAGCGACAGUGCAAAGUGAUGGAAAGCGAAAGGCGGGCCUACAGCAAAGAAGUUCGCCAGCGCAUCAACAAACAACUGGAGGAGAUCCGGCGCUUGGAGGAGUUGCGGGCCAACCUGCGGAUGCAGAUCAGCGUCGCCCAGAGCCAGGUCAAGAGGCUGCGGGACAGCCAACGGCUGGAGCGCAUGGGUCACCUGCUCAAAUGCAGAGCUCAGGUGCAGGCUGAGGUGGAUGAGCUACAGAAACAGACCAGAGCCCUGGACCGGAAGAUCCAGGAGUGGGAGACCCGGAUCUUUGCCCAUAAGAUGGGUGCCAAGACCUCGGGAUUCAUCCUGAAUCAGAAGGUCAAAAUCCGGAGGCGGAUCAAGAUCCUGGAAGACCAAUUGAACAGGGUCACGUGCAGCUUUGACAUCCAGCUGGUGCGGAAUGCGACACUAAGGGAGGAGCUGGACCUGCUGCGGGUCGAGAGGAACCGCUAUCUGAACGUGGACCGCAAGCUGCAAAAGGAGAUCCAGCUUCUGAGGCAGGCUGUCAGCACCCUCAUGGUUUCCUCCAACUCUGCCUACACCGUCAGGGAGGAGGCAAAGACCAAGAUGGGCUUGCUGCGGGAGAGGGCCGAAAAGGAGGUGGCCCAGAGCGAGACUGAGGCGCAGGCCCUGCAAAGGCAGAUUUCACACCUGGAGCAGCUGCACGCCUUUCUCAAGCUCAAAAACAACGAGCGACAGCCGGAUCCCGCCAUCAUGGAGAAGCGGGCUCAGCGGGCCCGGGACGUGGCCGAAGGUCUCCGCAAGACCUCGCAGGAGAAGCUGGUGCUUCGGUAUGAGGACACCCUGAAAAAACUGUCGCAGCUGACAGGGGAGAGUGACCCGGACACGUUGGUGGAAAAGUACUUGGAGAUUGAGGAACGAAACUUCGCUGAAUUCAAUUUCAUCAAUGAACAGAACUCGGAACUGGAGCACCUACGGGAAGAGAUUAAGGAGAUGGAAGAGGCCAUGGUGAGUGCCCGCGCAGGAGAGGAGGCCCAGAGGUCACUGUGGGAGCAGCAGCGGGCGGCGUUGCAGCAGCGUGUGGACGAGGUGCACGCAGAGGCUUCGGAUCUGGAUAUCCGUUUUCAGGAGUUGAGGCAGCUGCUGGAGAAGCUUAAGACUGGCCUCCAGCUCCUCUUCACCCGGGCCCACUGUGACAGGACCAUCAUUGAUGACCUCCUUGGAGUCAAGACCCACAUGCGGGACCGAGAUAUAGGCCUCUUCCUGGGUCUCAUUGAGAAGCGGGUGGUGGAACUGCUGACAGUGCAGGCCUUCCUGGAUGUCAAGAACUACACGUCCUCCAGCUUGUACAGUACCACGCUUCCAGUGCUGGGCCAGAGUCCGGAAGAUCUGCGGAAGAAGGCAACCCUGCCUCAGAUCCCAGACAACCGAGAGGACCACCCAGGUUUUGAGGGCAAAGAUGACUAUCCUAUGAGCAAGGAGGAGCUCCUGAGCCUAGUGGUGAAAUCGCUGGAGGCCCGGGAGCUGGCGCGGGAGCAGGCCCGGGAACAGCACCAGAAAGAACUGGCGGAGGCGGCGCGCAAGGGCGACAGUACCCGAGUGGCCAGCUACAGCUCUGUCCUAGUGAGCGCGCACAGCAACAGCGGCAUCGUUCCUGGCACCAUCCUGAGCCAACGGACCAACAACGGCAUCCUGACGUCCAGCGCCGGGCGGGCCACCAGCUCCAAUGUAGGCCAUGUCACCUUUGGCCUCCCCAGUUCCAGCACGGGCCACGGAUCCAGCCGAGCCACGCUGGGAGACUCCGUCUCCACCAGCUCCGGUGCCGCCUUCCUGCCCGCCAGUUCUAAGAGCUCCCUGGGCUCCACCGGCUACCUUGAGUCCAGUGGGGGUCAGGAAGGCCAAAGCACAGAGUCUGAGUCGAGCGGAGGCCAGGGAUCCAGUACGGGUCCUGGCUCCACCAUCAGCAAGGACUCCUAG
Chrysochloris asiatica (Cape golden mole) is the source of this 2052-nucleotide messenger RNA. It is a transcript of the gene ODAD1, whose product is annotated as coiled-coil domain containing 114. Gene Ontology annotation, biological process: cilium movement; outer dynein arm assembly. Bases 1 to 2052 code for a protein of 683 amino acids. NCBI's taxonomy places the organism in Eukaryota, Metazoa, Chordata, Mammalia, Afrosoricida, Chrysochloridae. The transcript is spliced from 14 exons. The record is from RefSeq and is a predicted model, not a curated record. Gene Ontology annotation, cellular component: axoneme.